Messenger RNA from Frankliniella occidentalis (western flower thrips), 6823 nucleotides. It is a transcript of the gene Meltrin, whose product is annotated as disintegrin and metalloproteinase domain-containing protein 12. Gene Ontology annotation, biological process: membrane protein ectodomain proteolysis. NCBI's taxonomy places the organism in Eukaryota, Metazoa, Arthropoda, Insecta, Thysanoptera, Thripidae. The record is from RefSeq and is a predicted model, not a curated record. Bases 166 to 5019 code for a protein of 1617 amino acids. The transcript has 17 exons. Gene Ontology annotation, molecular function: metalloendopeptidase activity.
ACAAGUCCGUUGUCCGUUCCGUUCCUCAUGAUUCCGCCUUUCAGUUUUGUUGAUGCUCUCGCGGUGCACGGACGACGCGGUCGCGCGGAAGUAAACAACCUUGACUGAAAACCGAAUGAGUUAAACAAACGUUGAGAUUUUGUUAGUGAUGAUUGUGUGGUGACCAUGGCGAAUUUGUGUAGUUGGGGAGUGUGGGGUUUAUUGGUGCUUCUCUCUAUCCAGUGCAUCAGAACUCACGAUGUGGAUACCGUCAGUAAAGGCUCAGCUCACCCUGCCCCAGACUUCAGAACACACACAAUCAUCAAACCAACAUAUUAUCAUGUCAGAGACAAGAGAGAGAUAUCAACAACGAGAGAAGAGACUGGAAAUAAGCACCUUCAUGACUUACUGAUAGAACUAAAUCUUGGAGGAGAGGAACACAUCCUGGAACUAAAGUUAAACAGGGAACUAUUGACUGGAAAUUAUUUUCAAAAACAUCAAGAAAAUGGGACAAACAAAAUCCAUAGACCCACGCCAGAGGAAGUAGAUCUGUGUCAGUAUCAGGGGCAUUUGAAAGGAAUUCAAGAUUCGUGGGCUGCUGUAUCAACAUGCAAUGGUCUCAGAGGAGUAGUGUUUGAUGGAAAUGAACUCCAUUAUUUGGAACCUAGUCCCUCAAAGUUUCUAAAAGCCUCCCACAAUAAAAAAGAACUUGGAGAAAUUUAUCAUUACAAACACUCAGAUAUUGUUGAAACUAAUCACACAUGUGGCUAUGAAGGAACUCCACACAAAGUAUUACAGAAUGAACACAUUACUCAGUUGCACAGGUUGAAACGUAGUGCAGACUCUCAAGCUGAUGAUGGCAUUACUGAAAUACGUGGCCCUUACAAUGCAAACAAAAAGACAAGAUAUGUAGAGUUGGUGCUUGUUGUUGAUCACAAAGAGUUCCUAGAACUUGAUUCUAGUAAAGAAAAAGUCUAUCAGCACUGCAAGGACAUUGCCAACAUUAUAAACGCUCUCUACAUGCCUUUAAAUAUUUUUAUAGCACUAAUUGGUGUUGUUGUUUGGUCUGAAUAUGAUGAUAUUUCAUUGGUUUCAAAUGGAGACACAACCUUGACAAACUUCUUACAUUAUAGAAGAGAGAGGCUUGUGAAAGAACAUCCUAAUGAUAACGCGCAACUUUUAACGCGUAUCCAAUUUGACAAUGGAGUUCUGGGGAAAGCAUUAAAGGGGCCAAUUUGUACCUUUGAAUUCUCUGGUGGUGUCAAUAUGGAUCACAGUAAUGUUGUUGGUCUGGUUGCCUCUACUGUGGCUCAUGAAAUGGGGCAUAACUUUGGUAUGGAACACGAUUCAAGUGAUUGUAUCUGUCCAAGUGAAAGAUGCAUCAUGUCACCAUCUUCUAGCGCUCUGAGCCCCACUCAGUGGAGUAGUUGUAGUGAAAAGUAUCUUUUACUUGCAUUUCAUCAUGGGAUGGACUAUUGUCUUCACAAUAAACCAACAAAGUUAUUUGGAAGUCCUGUUUGUGGAAAUGGAUUUGUUGAGCAUGGAGAACAAUGUGACUGUGGAUUAGAGAGUCAUUGCACAAAUCCAUGCUGCAAUGCUACAACAUGUAUGUUACAUGCCAACGCCUCCUGUGCAACAGGAGAGUGUUGUGAUUUUGGAACCUGCCGCCCGAAAGCAGCAGGAAGUGUUUGCCGUAGUGCAGAUCAAGAAUGUGACUUACCAGAAUUUUGCACUGGAAGAAGUGAAUAUUGCCCUAUAGAUGUGUUUAAAAUGGACGGAGAAUCGUGUAAUCAUGGCAAGGCAUUCUGCUACAAAGGAAUGUGCAGAACACGUUCAGACCAAUGCAAGUUACUUUGGGGCCCAUCAGGAAAAAGUUCUGACACCCAAUGCUAUAAAAUGAAUAUUAAAGGCACAAGACAUGGAAACUGCGGUUUCAACCGACUGAACCAGUCCUAUGUUAAAUGUGUAGAUGACAAUAUUUACUGUGGCAUGCUGCAUUGCAAACAUCUUAAUGAAAGACUUGAAUUUGGAAUGGAAUCAGUAUCAAUUUUGUCCCAUUCAUUUAUUAAUUCUGGUGGCAGUAUUAUUCCUUGCCGGACAGCAAUUGUUGAUUUGGGAUUGAAUGAAGUUGAUCCUGGACUUGCACCUGAUGGAUCUAAAUGUGGUGAAGAUAAGAUGUGUGUGAAUCAGAAAUGUAUGGCUGUUAGCUCGUUGAGAGCAGGAAGUGUAGUAGGUGACUGUCCACAGAACUGUAAUGGCAAUGGUGUAUGCAACAGUAAAGGCCAUUGCCAUUGCAAUCCAGGAUUUGCUCCACCUUUCUGUGACUAUCCUGGUACAGGAGGAAGUGAAGACAGUGGACCUGCAACUGAUCCAAACGCUGGGCGAAAAUUUGUCACUGCAUUAUAUAUAAUUUUCCUGGGAAUUGUGCCUUUUGUGGCUAUGAUGGCCCUCUUGAUGUACUACACUCGACCGCUUGUUAAGCAUUGGUGGAAAAAACCAAGCAAUAUUGCUGUAAAUGGAACUCGCCACACAACGUAUGUACCCAAAUCUGCUUCUGCAUGCUGCAUGUCCAUUGGGAGGUGGACUAGACAACUGAGCUGCUCUGGCUCUUGCAGAAAACCUGGUGGUCAGAACAGAACUGGCAGAGGUAAUUCUUUAGCAUUCCACAGCUUAGAUCGGAGUGGUGGACCGAAAAUAAACGGAUCUGCUGGUUUGCGGGAUGUAUCAAGCCCCAUCUCUGAUAGCACUCAUGCAUCUUUGCUACCGCGAGCUGUAACCCCAGUUAACUCACCAUCUUCAAGUAAUGAUGGAAGUCCUGUGGCUAACCUUCAGAUCAGUCUCAUUGGACAAUUCAAAGGUUUCAGUAUUACUCCAAUGGGCCGGUAUUCAGAAGACCCAGUUCAAGGUGCUGCAGCUCCACCAAUCACCACCAAACCAGCUCCACCAUCCCCUGCCCAAUCAGGUUUACGCAAAGCUCCUGCACCACCAUCUCUUCCUUCAGCAUCCUUAAACGCUCCAUCCAGACCAGUUCCUUCUAAAUCUCAUGGUCUUAACAAGAUGCGGUCAAAUGCCUCUUUAGUCAGCGCAGUUUCUUCUGUUAACAACUCAUCUAUAGCUCCUGCCCUACCACCUGCAAAUGCUCAAGCUUCAGGGCGACCUCUGAUCAGCAGUCCUAUAUUAGAUGCCACUACAUCUUCUACAGCCAGAGAUUUAGUUGAUGGCUCUCAUAUGAAUACUGCACCUUCUACGUCUGCUCCUAUUCGACCAGCUCCGUCAGUUCCAGUUACUGAUGACAAACUGUCACAUCCACAUGCAAUAUCUACAGUGCAAGAUGUACAUGUAACAAUCAAUACUGAGAAAGCCAUUAGUUCUAAACAGCCUCAGUAUCCUACACUAACCAAACUUGCAUCAAUGUUGCGGCCUUCAACAUCAUUCAGAACUCAAGAAAAACGUGAAGAUUCUCAAAAUGUGAAAGCAGGAAAGCUACUUGGCAAAGAUAAGUUACGCUCCCUGCAAAUAUCGAAUCCAAUACCACAACAGGAAAUUGAAAUACCCAAUGCUGUACCAGUUCAAGGCAAUCAGCCUGUUGUAAUGCGGGCCCAAAGUAUGCGCGCGGGAGCCAAUUCCAAGCGACCUUCUAUUCAGUCCUUUGGUUCUAUGAGACAACCUGGCAAACGGCCUCCAAGUGUUGCAUCUGGUAAUCUUCACAGACCUACCUCACCACCACCUCCAAGGCCACCUCCUCUUCCAGAGUUUACUUCUAAAGAGACAGGAAUCAUUGGACUUCCAGGGUAUCAAAACCCUCCAGAAGCCAUGGUGAAUAAAUUGCCAUCUGAUUACUCAUAUGACGACUGUCUGAAUGUCGUCGGGGAUGUACCACUUGCGCAUAUUGAUGAAGAAAGUAGCCCAACCAGUGGGGACAAUAUUUAUGCAGUUAUUGAGGAGUCACCCGAAAAUGGUGGACGGAACCGUGUGAACUUUGCAUUAAAGUCUGACUCAUCCACUGGUGAUGAUGUUCCAGAAUAUAUUUCACCCACAGCAAGCAUUUACAAGACUCCUAUUACAUCUCCAACUACUAUUCAAUCAGCAGGUAGUAGUGAGUCAAUGGGUCUCCUGGGUGAAAUUGUUUCUGCUAUUCAAGCAAGAAAUACUGAGUCUAUUUAUUCGUCAUCUUCUAUUCCCCCUAAGAAAUCUGAUGAUGACACUACUGUCUCUGAAAAGCUAGACAGUGAUCCAAGCAUAGUUCCAUCAAAAAGUGAAACAAAUUACUUAAGGGCACCCUACUCUACUUCAACUUCUAGCAGUGGUUAUUUAAGUCCAAAUGUAACAAAUUCUGGACUCAAGAUGGUUGGUAGUGUUGUCAAUACCCUUCAGAGUCCCUUGACAGCUGCACCAGCAGCCAUUACAACAACUACUACCUCAACAACUACUGCCUCUACAGGAAAUUCAUAUAAAUCAUAUGGCACUUCUCUCAGAACAAGAGGCCCCUUGGCAAGCACAUUCUCCAGGCCAAAUGUAACAUCUAUUUCUGCCCCUACACCUCCCCCUGCAUCACAAAAACCUCAGCUUUUAACCAAAAAGCCUGUCAAGAUUGGUAAUGUAAAUUCUUCUCAAGAGUCUAAUGAAAGUACAGCCAAAGAGAAGACCUCACUAACAAGUACUAGUCCUGAUGUAGUUUCUAGCUGUUCAUCAUCAGCUGAUACAUCUUCACCAGAUGUCAUUAGUCCUGCAAGUGUAGGGAAAGGUGUACAACUCCCCAGUGAAACACCCUCUGAGCAAAUUACAACAAUAUCUAAACCAAUUGGUAAAGGGCCUACUGGUUUAAGAUCAACCAGCGUCCGCCCACCCAUUAGUGCUAUAAAACCAAGUUUAGAUGUUAGUGGGUCAAAUGCCACAACCUUACAAUCUAGAGCUGCUGCGAGUAAAAUUUCAAAUGUUGCAUCACUACAACAGAAGUUUGAAACAGGCUCAGCAAAAGCACCGCCAGCAGUCAAACCUAGAGUACCACCUUCAAAACCAACUUUACCCUCAAAUAAAUAAUGUUUAAGAUUUCUGUCUAUUAGAAUGUUGUUGCCUUUAGUUACCUCUAGCAUACAAGUUGACAAUUUAGUGUCAUGGUUCAUUGUGAUAAUGUCUUUUUGCUCAGUGCUUGGGCAGUCCUGUUAUUAGUCAAGUCAACUCAAGUGUUGCCCCAGCUUUGAUGAAUGAAGGCGCUACUCGUCUUUUCCUCAUAAUUGGCGAAACAAAUUGGUUACAUAGUUUACUCGUAUGUAUAUUAGAUUUUUCAUGACAAUUUCUUUUGAAAAAUAGAUUGGCAUUCCUUAUGAAGACUUAUCAAUGUUCAGGAUAAGUGCUGACUCAAAAAAGUUCACAGAAAUGCUCAUUUUACAAAGUCUUCACAGGGGGAUGCAUUUUGUAAUUUUAUUGUAUAUACUAUUUAUUUACCUUGUAUGGUAUGAAAUUUUCUUUAUUCUAGAGAAACUAUUUUUGCAUCAUUGGUGUGAAGUGUAUCAUAUAUGUAUAGUUAGGAAUGAUUAGGAAUGAAUCAAUGUUCUUUUGUUUAUAGUCUGUUUUAUAGUGCAUCAAUUUGUAUGUAGAGCCAAGUAGUUAUAUGGGAAUCAACCACAUGCUCAAUGUGAUUAUGUAUUGUUGGAAUUUGAAUUUGAUUCUAGAUUGUUCAAGCAGUUUAAUGACAAAGUUCUUAGUCUGACUUAUUGUACCAUUUUUCUUUUUCAAAUUUUACCAUUUUUCUUUUUCAAAUUUUAUCUGCCAUUAUGGUUUAUGUAUUUAAAUUGCAAAUUAUGUUGUUUUAUUCCAUGGAAAAAUUGUCACAGCUGAUUUAAAAAUUUGUAUUGCUCACAAUCUCUGCUUAAUGUUGUUGUACACAUACUUAAUUGAACUGAUGUUAAACCUUUUGUUGACUGAUCUGUUUUUCUACUUAAUGAACAACACUUAUGUUUUAAUUUUGGUGCUGACUUCUGUUUUUAUAUCCUGUCUGUCAAUAGUACAGCUUAAACCUUUUAAUCUAAAUCAGUAAACAAAAGUUUAAGUUGUGAUAGAGUUUACAGGGAUUGAAUUACUGAUGUUACAUCAUUGAUUACUCUAAAGUGGUUAAAGGUAUUUCUCCAUUUUGCAUUUUCAUACUUCGUGUACAGCACUCAUGUUACUUACGUAUUACAUGUGUGUGCUUCACUAGCUUUCAAAUUCUCUGAACUCCUCUUUAGCUAUUCACAACAUUUCAUGUCAGAAUGCAUAUUGUUAUUUUUCCUAAAAAUCUUUAUUUUAAUUUUUUAUAUGACUGUUUUUUGAAACAUUUUGAUUGUUGUUCAAAAUUUAUCCUGUAAGUCUCAUCAGUGGCAGCUUUUACUCUUAAGGAAUCUUGUGAUAGGCAUUGUAGCCCUUAUAAAUUAUCAUUUAUUUAUGACGUCUUGAAAAUGUUGUUAGUGUUAUUGUAGAUAGAUCAUUUUUUAUUAACUAUAAUGUGAUGUCUUGAAUGUUUUUCUAUUUACAAACACUAAUGUGAGAUAAAUUUUCUUAACGGAAUAAUAUCUCUCGACCUUUUGUAAGAUAUGACUUUGUACUGUUGGUUUAUGUUGCAGUGCAUAUGAUUCGAAUAUGCAUAGUUUUUUGUAAAUCAAGAUAUGUUUCACCCUAUCUUUGAUCUCUCAACUUGAAGGUGAUUACUCUCUACUGCCUCUACUACCUAAUUGUCUGUACUUGACACACUAGUGUCAUUCAUGAACUUGCCCACACAUUAUUUGAUCAAGACUUUAUAUUAUUGAGAAGCCAAAGACCUCUUUUUUAUUACUCAAAUAAAUAUUGCAUCAUGUGUGCAUUCUGCUAA